Molecule: messenger RNA, 1515 nt
Organism: Colletotrichum godetiae
Lineage: Eukaryota; Fungi; Ascomycota; Sordariomycetes; Glomerellales; Glomerellaceae
Exons: 2
Coding region: 1-1515 (504 amino acids)
Source: RefSeq, a predicted model, not a curated record
AUGGCCGGAGCUCAGAGCCCAGCCCAACAGGGUUUGGAAGAGUGGGAAGAGAUCGCUGACAACUACUCUGUCGUAUCACUCUCAUCCGAUGAUGAUGAGGAGGGCAGUGCUCCCCUCACCACGGCGACAACAGCCCGCAAGUCACCUUUGACUGCUGGUGCGGCCAAGAGGCCUUCGAGUGUUGCUGCUGGUCCUUCGACAACUGAAGACGCGAGUUCAUCUCGUCCGACUCCAGCAACGAGCAACGAUCAGCCUCCGAGGCGAGAAGUCCUAGAUUUGCUGGGAACUUCCCUGCUCCCCAACGAAGCCCUUUCGCCGAUAUGGAAAUCAUAUCAGAACAAGCAGCAAACUCCGACGCCGCCACCGAAACCUAGCAACGGGAAGGAAAUUGAGGAGUUGAAUCGAGAUAUUGGCCGCCUAACAAUGGGCACCGAGGACGCCGACGAAGCCGAGUCAUCGAGUAAACCGGAAGGCACCUUGGGCGACACUCUGGAUAUGGACGAUUCCUCGAUGAAUCCUACCAUCAUCAGCCAGAAGCUGGAGUCUCUUGGAGAAUACCUCCUCGACACAUUCAACCGGACCAGCAAGGAGCUUGCUGGCUUUGACAAGGCGCCGAAUAUUGCCAACAGUUGCCAGGCACUCAUGGCGAACAUCAAUGAGCUUCGUCCUAUCCUCGCUGAUUACGCAGCUUAUUGGGAUUCGAAUGAUGAAAGGGACAUACCGCUCGAUCCUAGUGUCACGCUGUGGAUGGAUUCCCUGCGUACUGUACUUGCAAGACUUCGGAGAAAGGCCAGAGCCUGGCCGCAGCAUCCGGCGGGAGAAGAGGCAAGGAUCCGCGCGAGCUUGAAUAAGUAUGCUGCUGCACUGGACAAGCAGGACAGGCAGAUGCAGGAGUUUCUGCCCAUCAUUCAAGCCGACUUCAACAGCUUCCGGACACAGGACAUGCAGUUUCCGGGCGAAAUCACGGAAGACUCCGCCACCGGUCCUGGACGUUCAGGCCGAAUUCCAACACGGCCCACGGAUCGUCUCUCCCAAGUUCGAGACGCUCUAUAUGCACUUAAGGAUCAAGUCCAGAAUACGAUCCAUGUCCUCGCAAUCAGCCACCACUUUCUUCCCCAAACUACCUCAGAGACUGCCGUAGCUGUCCUUCAGUGCCUUAGGUCUACUGUCAACGCCGCGUCUCUCGCCCUGACCAACAAUGGCUCGGAAUGGCUCGAGAGUGACUCUGGUAGAGCUCAUAUUGGGUUGCUGUCCCAUGCCGAGUUCAGCAAUUUGGAUCCUGCGAUGCUCCGGGACUACGCAUCGCGGCUGAAGCAAAUCUGCAACCUCGUAUCCGACCCCAGUAGUCAUCAGCGUUGGACCGAGGAAAUGAUUAAGGACCAUUACAUCUACAUGUUGGUCGAGCAGGAACAACUCGAUGCUCUCCAUAACAUCGCCUCUGCACUUGAGGAGAUGUUGCUCCCACAACACAUGAAAACCAAGACCGAGUUUGAUGAUUUCUUGAAGGAGAUGUGA